This is a messenger RNA of Dermacentor andersoni, 1066 nucleotides long. NCBI's taxonomy places the organism in Eukaryota, Metazoa, Arthropoda, Arachnida, Ixodida, Ixodidae. The record is from RefSeq and is a predicted model, not a curated record.
UGCGGUCAACAUGCCUCCAAACGCUAAGGACGUUAAUAAUAGGAAUGCAAAACGAAGGCUGCAGCGUGCUACGGAAACCGAUGAAGAACGCGAAGAACGCCUAGCCAAGCGGCGCGCUCAAUAUGCGGCUCGACGACAACGCUCCGAGGGUGUAAGUGAAGCCUCAACCAGUGAUUCAACUAGCGGAAUCGGCGACUCCGUCAGCAUUUCUACCAGUUCGGAGCGCUGGAAUGCCACUAAACGACAGAGACGUGCCAUGGAAACCAUCGAAGAGCGACAACUGCGACUCGAAAAGGAACGACUGAGACAGGAAGGGAGAAAUGUUGCCAACCGACAGAAGCGUGCUUUAGAAACUCCCGAAGAACGAGAGCAGCGCCUCGAAAAGGAGCGGCCCAGACAAGAAACGGAGAAGGAAAAUCGGAAGAGGCGACGCAUCGAAAAGGCGGCCAUGCGUCAGCUACAGCAACGACAAACCAGCGAGGAGAUUGCCGAAGAGCGCCGCAGGGAGCACGCCACAAGAGUGGCCGAGUUUGAUGCCGCAACACGUGAGUUUGCCAAGCGCUUCACCAACAAUCCGUUUGGUUAUGCAUGUUCGGUGUGCGCCCGCCUAUGGCACAAACAAAAGCUUACGCCGGCGACUCCCGCGAUGUUCCCCACGCUGUGCCAAGCAUUUCCAGAGUGGACCGAUAAUCAGUUGGCCGGAGCCGUGGUUUGCAACACGUGUAAGGGUAGCCUCAGAAAGCAAAAGAUUCCCUUCUACAGCACGUCCAACGGUUACAAGUACCCGCCGAUGCCAAAGGGGCUGCCGCGCCUAAACCCGGUCGCCGAGAGACUCGUGUCCCCACGCAUACCCUUCGUUCAGAUCCGAAGGCUUAUGAACUGGAAGAACGGCCAGUACGGCAUCAAGGGCCCCAUCGUGAACUUGCCGGUGAGCACGGACGCAAUGCUCAAGCAACUGCCGAGAAACGUGGACGUCCAACACCAGAUCCUAGUGAACAUCAAGAGGCGCCGCAUCGAUAAGGGCGCCUACUUGGCCGACGAGAAUAAAGUACGACGAUUAACCUAA